Molecule: messenger RNA, 3051 nt
Organism: Naumovozyma castellii
Lineage: Eukaryota; Fungi; Ascomycota; Saccharomycetes; Saccharomycetales; Saccharomycetaceae
Gene: MNR2
Product: putative Mg(2+) transporter MNR2
Exons: 1
Coding region: 1-3051 (1016 amino acids)
Source: RefSeq, a predicted model, not a curated record
AUGAGCACGUUUCAGAAUAACAAUAGCAACAACAACAAUGAUCAUAGCAAUGAGGAACCCGAUGAUACUGUUCCCCUAUUAUCGGGCCAAAAUUCGAUCAAUUCCCUGAGCAAUAACGGAUCAAUAGCGGGCUCUAAUAGAAAUAAGAGGAAGACUAAACGUGAAAGGAGACGAAGAAUGAGAGCGGCAACAGAACAUCACAAGUUCCCUGACGAUAACAAUAACGAUGGAUUUGAAGAUGAGGAAGAUCGUGAUGUUGAUAGAGAUCAAGACAACUAUAAUUCAGUUACCGACUUUGAUCAAGCGGAUUCUUGGGGAAUGUUACAUGAAUCUGAUGUCGGCUACGAUGCAGUAGAUAAUGAGGGGUUCAUCGACCACAGGCAAUCUAUCAAUCAAAUGAUGGAUAGACCUAAAAAAUAUAAACCAUCCACAACCACACAGGGAGUUGCUCAUAGUGUUCCAUCUGUGUCUAUAGAAGUUCCUUCUCAUUUUGAUAAGAAGGAAGGGUUCAAGAAAUCACCUUUUGGCCAACUAUCACCUUCACAAUUGGAAGAUCUGGUGAGAAGGAAUGAAAAUUGGAAACAUAUGUCCAAACAUGAAUCUACUGGUAAUAUCUACCCGACUUCACCUUCCAAAAUGGCUCAUGAUGCGAUGCAACCGGAGCAUAGAAGAAAUACGUAUGCGAACAGUGAUGUUGUCAUAGAUGUCGAUGCACUCAUGCAACAUGUUCACGAACAGGCAAGUAGUCAUAAUAAUAUUGCUAGCAGUGUCAACCAUAGCAUCUCGCAACCUAGUGGUACUUCCUUAGAUGAUGUAGAGGAGGAUGAAUAUAACUCUAGGCCUUCUUCCAGAGGUUCUUCUUCAAAUUCUUCUCUUGAUGACGUUUGUCUACCCAUGGAGGAAAGUGAAGAGGAUGAUGAAGAAAAGGAAUGGCCAGACAUAUCCGUAUUAGAGGAAUUUUCUCAGGAAGAAAUUGAAAGAUUAAGGAAGCAAGCCAUUCAAGAUGCAGAAGCCUUCCAUUUCCAAUAUGAUGAAACUGAUGAGGAAGCCAACACAUCUGGAAGUGUAAAUACAGGAAAUGGUGCAGGAGAAGGUAUCUUUUUUUCAAAGCCAAUAGUCACAAACAUCGAUGUUCCUGAAUUGGGGAAUAGGAAAGUGAAUGAAGCAGAACAACUGACACAUGGUAGAUUAAGACCAAAGAAACUUGCUCCCUGGCAUCUAAUGCAACGAGGACCAUUACCCCGUGUUCCCUCUAAGAAUGCAAGAAUUUCUGAGACAAAAAUGCAACGUGAUAUGAGAGACAAUUUUCUUGUUGGUCGAAACAUUCAAUAUCCACCUCAUAUUGUGUCUAAUAAUCCAGAACAUUUUAGAUUUACGUAUUUUCGAGUUGAUUUAGAUUCCACCAUACAUUCCCCCACAAUUUCUGGGUUAUUGCAACCGGGACAGAAAUUCCAAGAUUUGUUUUGCAAUUCAGUGUAUUCGCAGGAAACGAGACAUCCUACAAGGGCUCCCUCCCUGUCACCUUUAGAUACAUCAUUCCCAGGUGCUAAUACGAAUGCUGCCAACACAACGAAGACUCCAACACCAAUGCCUCUACAAUCAAUAUUAAACAAGAAUGGUUCAACACUAUCGUCAGCAUCCAUGGGGGUACCAUUAGAUGAUGUAUCACCAUUUUGGUUAGAUGUGGUGAAUCCCACGGAGGAAGAGAUGAAAGUUAUCAGUAAGGCAUUUGGUAUCCAUCCUUUGACUACGGAAGAUAUUUUCCUUGGUGAAGUUCGUGAAAAGAUGGAAAUCUUUAAAGAUUAUUAUUUCAUAUGUUUUAGAAGUUUUGAUAUUGUUGCCGAGAAGCAUACUCGUCGAAAGAAGGAGAAGGACACAUUGACGUCUAUUAAUGAAAGAGAUGAUCAUAGUAGUAAUGCUGGUGGUGUGGGUGGUGGAUACAAGAGUUGGUUGCCACCACUUUUACGUCGUCGUAGAUCAUCAGGGAAUAAAACUAUGUCGACUACAUCAAGUCGUAAACGUCGUAAGAGUAUCAUUAAGAAGCAAGAGGAAAAGGAAAAAUUUAAGAGGAAAUCAGGUGAUAGACAUAAACCAAGAGAGGGUGAAUUGGAACCAUUAAAUGUUUACAUUAUUGUUUUCAGAUCAGCUGUAUUGACGUUCCAUUUUGCUCCGACACCACACCCAAUUAAUGUCAGAAGGAGAGCUCGUUUAUUAAAGGAUUAUUUAAAUGUGACUUCAGAUUGGCUUGCAUAUGCCUUAAUUGAUGAUAUUACGGAUGCAUUUGGACCAAUGAUUGAAUUGAUUGAAGAUGAAGUUUAUGAAAUUGAAGAUGCCAUAUUAAGAAUGAAUCAUAGUGGAGACUCCAGUGAUGAUUCAUCCGAUAGUGAAUCUGAUUCCGGACUUGGUAGUGCUGAUGAGGAAGAUGAAAGAACGUAUAUUUUUGAAAGAAGGUCUCAACGUAGAAGUUUAUUUUCUAGAGGGUCUAAUAGUACAUCAUCGACGUCAAGUAGUAGUUCAAGAUCUUCUGGUGAUUCUACAUUUAAUGCAAACUUAAUUGGAUGGAAGAAGAAAGGAGAUAUGUUGAGGCGUAUUGGUGAAUGUAGAAAAAGAGUUAUGAGUAUUCUUAGAUUAUUAGGUUCCAAAGCUGAUGUGAUUAAGGGGUUUGCCAAGAGAUAUAAUGGACAAUGGGAUGCAGCACCUCAGGCAGAAAUUGGGAUGUAUUUAGGUGAUAUUCAAGAUCAUAUUAUCACUAUGGUUUCAUCAUUAAAUCAUUAUGAAAAAUUAUUGAGUAGGUCACAUUCCAAUUAUUUGGCACAAAUUAAUAUUGAUAUGACUAAAGUUAAUAAUGAUAUGAAUGAUGUUUUGGGUAAGAUUACCAUCUUGGGUACGAUUGUUUUACCGAUGAAUGUUGUUACUGGGUUAUGGGGGAUGAAUGUUAUUGUUCCUGGGCAAUUUAGCGAAUCACUUCAUUGGUUUACUGGAAUUUUAGGGUCCUUAAUGGUGUUGGCAUAUAUGGCGUAUUUAUAUACAAAGAGACGGUUUGAUUUUUAA